GACGGGCAGCAGGCUUACUUGAACGAUUGAGGACACACACCAUGGGCCGCUACGACUUUGCGCCGCAGCGAGUACAUACCUAUGCAUCACAAAUACUGCACAACAGCAUCAACGGCUUUGCUCCCCAACCUCCAUGGUUCGAAGUGAUGGGCACCGUACCGCCUGCGGAACGCCUCACACGACCUGCAAUGCAGCGCACCCAAAGACCAGGCAAGAAGGCAUCGCGGUUAUUCCAACCUUUACGACUACAAUAUGAAGAAGACCGGCUAAGAUGGGAAUACUUCAAUGAUCACCCGUGGGAGCUGGCAAGGCCGAGGGUGAUCCUGGAAGGAGAUGGCAGAGAUAAUGAAAGGUGGGAUUGGAGCGUGCCUCUUGACCAUAGUCUGAACAGACCGCGGUCUGGGUCUAUAGAUGAUGAGGGUACGAUGCUGGAUACGCAGUGGGAUCAGACGAUGGAGCAGCAGGCUUCGAGACCCAUCAAUGGUGAAGCUGUGAUCCAACGUCAGUCGCACCUUAUAGCGUCCGGCAUGCAGCCCUCUGCUGCGUAUGACGCCGCGAGAAAAGAGUUCUACCGGCACCGGCACUACAAUGAGAUCGAACGACGAGUAGCGCGAGAGGAGGCACUGUCAACGGGUGCUUUCUUCGGUCUUGGGCCCCUCGAUGUCGGCAUGAAGCUUGAAGACGAGGCGUACAAGGGCUGGAAAGUGUGGGCGGAGAAGGAGUCCGCGGCGAUGAAGGCGCUGCAGGGCUCAGCGUACACGGGGCAGGAGAAUGAUAGUGUUGAGAUAAGCCAGCCGGAUCAGGAAGAACUGCAAGCGAUUGGUGAGAGUGUGCCGGCGAGUAAGCGGGGACAAGAGGCCAGAGGCGGUAGCGCUGUUCACCCUUGAGUCUCGACACGGUCCGUGCUUCGACACCAGAGCUUGCUCCCUCCCUAUCGAUCAGCUUCCAGUUACAAACUUCAAUUUUGGGCGUUGGACGUACGACACAACACCGAUGUUCCACAACGAAUACCGCACUAUGGCGCGAGACAACCAUAAGCACGCCGUUCACGAAAACGAACAGUCACCAAUCAAGCACGUGGCCACCGAGAUGUCAAACCCACCUAGUCCGCCCUGCCGACUGCUUGAGAUCUCUGCCGAACUUCGGAAUCGAAUAUGUCGAGAUGUCUUGCUCACGUCAUGAGCAGUCCGGGUCAAUAUCUCGGGCUAUCACCGGCCUGUACUGCUAAAAACUUGCAAGCAGAUCCGUGUCGAAGCGUCAAGCAUCUCCU
This is a messenger RNA of Baudoinia panamericana UAMH 10762, 1270 nucleotides long. RefSeq lists its product as uncharacterized. The record is from RefSeq and is a predicted model, not a curated record. Gene Ontology annotation, molecular function: structural constituent of ribosome. Gene Ontology annotation, cellular component: mitochondrial small ribosomal subunit. Bases 42 to 887 code for a protein of 281 amino acids. The transcript is spliced from 2 exons. Lineage: Eukaryota; Fungi; Ascomycota; Dothideomycetes; Mycosphaerellales; Teratosphaeriaceae.